UGAUCAGUUCAAGGGAGGGACUAGACGGUGGUUACAAAAAAAACAAAAAAACAUAACGUCGCGGUUUUAGUCCGACCCACUCUUUCACACACCUGCGAAACAUUUGUCGAGCGCAUACCCAGCACUAUAACCACGUUUUGUCAUCGUUAAAUCUCAAACUGUACUGAUUUAAUUUGAUUUUGUGGUUAAUUUGGCAGUUUGUUUUAUGGCGUGGUGUAAAAUGCGUUGUUCGGACUGGGGGCGUGUCACCAAGCGCGAGCUGUAGGACUCGUUUCUUUCCAUCUUAUUCAGUGACAUUUUUAACAAGGAUAUUUUGCCAACAUAAUUUAGUCAAGAAGGUGCACCAAUCUUUGGGUAAUAUAGUACGCAGAAUAGACUGCAUUCAGAUCAUGCGCGAUCUUUUCUCUCUCUCUGAGGGUUUGCGCGUUUUCAGUUCCCCUUUCUGCUGAAGCUGAACGGGCCCGAUUUAUCUCACAACAUCCUGAAACAUGGAGCACACCGGCUGCGUCAACAUCUGCAGUCUGACCAGCACCUUACCGGUGAUCCCGUAUCGGAAACUAACGGAUCUGCACUACAUCAGUAAAGGAGGCUUCGGGACGGUGUUCAGGGCUCAGCACAGUGACUGGCGCACCACCGUGGCGAUCAAGUGCUUGAAACUGGAUUCUCCGGUUGGUGAGAGGGAAAGGAAUUGUUUAUUGAAAGAAGCUGAGGUGCUUCACAAAGCUCGAUUUAACCACAUCAUCCAGAUCUUUGGGGUGUGCAAUGAGCCUGAGUUCUUCUGCAUUGUGACUGAGUACAUGACUAAUGGAUCACUGGAUGAGAUCUUACAUGAGAAAGACAUGUACCCAAUGGUGGCCUGGCCAUUGAGGCUUCGUAUUCUUUAUGAGAUCGCUCUAGGGGUCAACUUCCUCCACAAUAUGACACCACCUCUUCUACACCAUGAUCUCAAAACUCAGAACAUCCUGAUGGAUGGGGAGUACCAUGCUAAGAUAGCUGAUUUUGGCUUGUCUAAAUGGCGUCAGCUCUCUAUCACGAAAGGGUCCGGCUCCAAACCUGCUGAAAUGGGAGGCACAGUCAUUUAUAUGCCACCUGAGGAGUACGAACCUUCCAAGACCCGCAGAGCAGAUGUCAAAUAUGACAUGUACAGUUACGCCAUCAUCAUGUGGGAAGUGCUUUCAAGACGGAUACCAUUUGAAGAGGCCACCAAUCCCAUGCAGAUCAUGUUCAGCGUCCUCAGAGGAUCUCGACCCGACACAGGCUUGGACAGUCUGCCGGCAGACAUUCCCAGUCGAGAGACCCUUAUUAACCUCAUGACCUGCGGCUGGACCGCCAACCCAGACGAACGGCCCUCCUUUCUCAAAUGUCUUAUUGAAUUGGAGCCCAUGUUGAGAAGAUUUGAUGAGAUUGAUGUCUUGGAAGCGGUGCUGGAAGUCAAACGAACAAAAUAUAUGAGGCCGUCAAGCUGUUGCUCAUCAAAUCAAACUAAUGGGAAAAGAAUCGAGGCAAAGAGUGUGAAGGAGCACAACGUCCCUUGGCCAGACAACAGUUCCACAUCUGGAUCAGGCUCCUGCUCUUCCCAGGAAGCAGAAAUAUCCCAUCCGGGCUUCCUUACUAUAUCAAAUCCCUCUCAAGGUGUGUCAGGAGCUCAGGCUGGUCCACCGUCAUCAUUAAUAUCCCUUCCACUUGAUCCUCCAAAGCCUCUUAUGGACCACUGCUUUCGAAACAACCUCAGCACUGAGAACCAGACGACACAGCCCGUGUCCGACCUCAACAUACCUUUCAAACCACAUGUAUCUCAGAGUGAAAGUGAUCUGCCUCUUGCCAUACAACCCCUCACUCUGCAGCCACACCCACAAGAUUUUGUAGCACCGUUGGACUUUCAGGGUCCGGCGGCUCGUUGGAUCGCUGCCCGAAGGGAGGACGUUGUGCGACAGAUGACAGAGGCGUGUCUCAAUCAGAGUUUAGACGCUCUGUUGUCUCGUGAGCUGCUAAUGCGCGAGGACUAUGAACUGGUCGUGAACCAAACCACACGUACCGCCAAAGUGCGGAAGCUUCUGGACACUUGCGAGCGGCACAGCGAGGAGUUCUGCCGUGUGGUGGUGCGGAAGCUCCAGGACAACAAACAGAUGGGUCUGCAGCCCUACCCUGACUUCAGCAUCACUAGCCCUCCUCCACCGUAUACCGCCCCCACCGCCCCCUUCAUCUCCAACUCCUUCAACACCACACGAAACUUCUGACCUUCUCCCAACUCCCAAUCACUGCUCUUGAGCUGGAGCUCUAUGAGUCCUUCUUUGUGUUAAGGAUUGUUCUUGUUCACACGCUCCUGCAUUUGUUUGUGCUGCUUGGUCAGUACUUUGUGUGCCUGGACAAGUGCUUUUGCCUUGGUGGUUAAGGUGUUGGUACCUAUGACACACUUUGUUUGUUAUCAACUUGAACCAUUGCUUUACAUACAUCAUACAAGGCCAACUUUGGUCAAAUAACUACUUGGCUCAUGUUGACUUCUGACAUAAAACUGUGGUUGAAUCAUUGGCUUAAUGCCUAAAUUCUUGUUGAAAUGGACUUGAACCCAAGCAGUAAAGUGGUUUCACAAUGUCACAUUUGGACUUUUAUUCCAGCCAUCAAAAGAAAAAGCAGUGAAACAUCCAAGAAAUCGAUACUAUCUUGUUAUUUGCACCCUCCAUGCCAGCAAAUUUAGUAAAAUAGAAGACUUGAAGACACGCCCUCCUGUUAUGCCAUGUUACGUCCACGUUACUGCAUAGUCACGUCUGGACUUGAAGAAAUUUGUGUGAAUCAGCAGUUUCGGUCUUCCUUUUGGUAAACCAGUGCUUGUUUUUCCCACAGUGGCACUCAAAGUCAGGUCUGAUGGUUUCGCCAUGCAUUUAAUGCUGUGUCAGGGUUGGUCUGCCAUAUAGUGGACAUUUUGCAGAUCUAGAUUUUAGUCAGGGUAGACACAAAUUCACAGAGGGUGCGAGGAAUGGAUGGUACGGUGUGUUCAAUGGGUUAUAGAUUGAAAAAAAAAUCAAAUGAGUCUUGAGAAUCAGACAUGACCUUGAACCUUAAUGACAAUACAACCUUUUCAUCAGAUCAGGUUGAGUUUGAUCAGGUGUGUUGUAUAUAUCAUGGCUUUUUAAAUUUGCAUUACAUUAAAAAAGAAGUCUACACAAACUAAAAUCCAUUCACACACCAGUGGUUUAAUGGUUUGGCCUUAAAGGCAUAGUUCACCCAAAAAAAGUUGUCAUCGUUUACUCGCCCUCAAGAUGUUUGACUUUCUUUCUGAGUAAUGUUCAAAAACUGUUUUUGUACUUGCAAUGAAAGUCAAUUGGGUCCAAAACAAAACCACAUUGGGCCCCAUUGAAUUUCCUGGUAUGGACAAAAAACAUUUUCUUUUUUUAGAAGAAAAACUACAUGAGGGUGAGCAAAUGAUAACUGAAUUUUCAUUUUGGGAUGCCUUUUAAAAUGCAGAGUGCCAACAAUUUGGCUUUCUUUUUUUCUUUUCUUUUUUCCACAGAUUUUUAGUGGUCUUUUAAAGAAUUUGUAGAAUUGAUUUUGUUUUUUUGCCCUGAUGCCAAUGACAAACCGAAAAAACCAAGCUCCUUACCAGACUGUUUUUUUUUUUUUUCUUUUCCCCAUUGAGCCAAUCAGAUGUCGUUCUUUUAUUGCCUUUACUUUUGUAUAGUGAGUACUGUAGCAUCCUGUUCACAAGCAAUAUUAGACAGCACAUAUGACAAGCAGAAUAGGGUGGUACACUGGAGUCUAUAAUGACAGAGUUCAUACAAACUGGUCGAGGUCAACUUCUUCUCCGUUACGUUGUUCUCAAAUGGCAUGUCAGUCAAAAGCAUUAACUUAAUAUUAAACCGUCUAAUCAGUAGACUCAUCUUCUUAUCGAACCAUAAAGUGUCUUGGAUAAGUUACUUCUCAGUAAGUAUUGUGCCAUCUACAGUAUGUAGCCUAGUUUGCACUGGUUAUCAUUGACUCCAGAUGUAGCAGCAGACAGUGGACCAUUUAGAGCACUUUCAGUACAUAAAACAGGCUCAAGUAUAAAACAGCUGUAUUAAAUAUACUGAUACUUGCAUCACAGUUGGAGAGAUUUUGAGGAACGCUACUGGCAAGAUGCUUUUAUCAAGAAACAAAUAGUAUCGAGUGACUAUUUGCUAUUGUUUAUACAAACGUUGCCAGUUUAGAUCAGCAGUUUUCCUCCGUCAUUUGAAAAUUAGAUUUUCAACAUUAAUAUUCUUCAGAUGCAGUGUUAUGUUUUAAGUUUAAAGUUACUUAGAAACUGAACCAAAGGGAAUGCCAAGAGUUAGCACUGUAAAUAUGGGCUACUGAUCUUCAAGCAGAACACAAAUUGAAAUUCUUGAUGCCGAGUUAAAUUUGUUGCAAUGCUUUGAUCAUUUUCUUUUUUUUCUGACCCAUGAACUUGAUAUAUGAAGCAUUUUAUAAAUGUUUUGAUAUUCCACUCUUCUCUCUUUUUGAGUUUCAUUUUAAGGCAUUGAAUUCCUGAGCUGUUGGGUUUCGCAUGUGCCCGCGCUGUAGACUUCCCCUCUGUGCAAAUAGAGGUUGUUUUAGAGGCCUUAUUGUUGCAGAGGUGAUGUAUUUUCCCUAGAUUGAUUACAUUGUUUGUCACCUGGAAUGUCCUGAAAUUGGUUGUUUUAUUGUGUUCCUAUCGGUCACACUGUAGUUUUGGACUUUUGAUUUCCUUGGGUGUCGGGAAAAAAAAUCUUUAAGACCUUGCUGAUGAAUACUGAUUAGAAAUUGAGUCAAAGCGCGACAUCAGUCUUGAUAAGUUGGUGUUUGAUGUUAUUGGCUCAUUUUUAAUGCAAGAAUCAGAUUUUUAUUUAUCGUUUUCGCUUUUUAUAUUUGUUUUUUAUGUUGACUGUCCAGGGUUUGGGACCAUUUACAAUAUAAAGAGUAUGUAUGUGUGGCCUGCUAUUGUUUUGUAUUUAUUUAUAGUCAUCGCUAAUCUUUAGUGAUAUUUUACAUGCAUCUUACGUCGUUUGUAAUGGGUUGUUUAUAUAUAUAUAUAUAUAUAUAUAUAUAUAUAUAUAUAUAUAUGUUAGUUUUGAAAAUAUCACUUGCUUCUAAGUGCUGUUCCAAUCAUGCUAUGAGGCUGAAUGCAUCUUUUAGAUUAUGCUGAAUACUUUAGCACACAUCGCAGCAAUAUAUCAGCUAAAUACUGUAUUGCCUAAUGGCCUGUUUUGGAUAUAGAAAAUGCUGCAUUUUCAUUCAUAUUACAUUUAAAGUUAUUUAAACCACACAGGCUAGGGAUUUAUUUGAAAUGACUACUACUGAUAUCUAUCAAUGUUCAUUUUUGCCUCGGAGCUCUUUGACUUGAGAACCUAAAUGUCUUGUCAUCAAACAUAAAAUGACAAUAAUGUACAGACGUAUGUAGCAGUGUACAAGUAGCAUACAUCUGUGCUAUAGUACUAUAUGAGGAACUUCCAUAAAAAUGGGAAAGUUUAAAGUGUUAUUAAAAUGUGUAGAAUUUCCUGAA
Megalobrama amblycephala (Wuchang bream) is the source of this 5491-nucleotide messenger RNA. RefSeq names its product receptor-interacting serine/threonine-protein kinase 2-like. The transcript has 11 exons. The coding region runs from base 489 to 2237 and encodes 582 amino acids. Gene Ontology annotation, molecular function: ATP binding; JUN kinase kinase kinase activity. Gene Ontology annotation, biological process: positive regulation of canonical NF-kappaB signal transduction; protein phosphorylation; innate immune response. Gene Ontology annotation, cellular component: cytoplasm. NCBI's taxonomy places the organism in Eukaryota, Metazoa, Chordata, Actinopteri, Cypriniformes, Xenocyprididae. The record is from RefSeq and is a predicted model, not a curated record.